This is a messenger RNA of Durusdinium trenchii, 2236 nucleotides long. Lineage: Eukaryota; Dinophyceae; Suessiales; Symbiodiniaceae. The record is from the annotation of a GenBank genome assembly.
UCACAGUGAGACGGGUGUCCGGUGUUUUGGGGUGUUCGUUCGCCGACGUUCGAUGCGUCGUCCACCGAACGUCUUGAUGUGUUUGAUUGGAAGAUCAUGGAGCCCGCGCAGUCUGGCUCAAGGUGACUCUUGCCUAGGCCGGUCGCCAUGACGAUGUGUAUGCCAUACAUGCGCGGGCCAACUCCGCUGUCCCGAUAUGCAAGGUCACUGGGGGUGCAGGAGGCUGCAGUGGAGGCACAGCCGUUGCUACUGUUUCCGAUGUACACAGUUCCCCUAGAGGCAUUGAUGCAAAUGUCUCAAGUGGUACCACACGAAGAACUGAAGGAGAAAGGCAUACUGGUGGAGUUUGACCCAAGCAUGGGACACGCCGCUUUUGUGUCGCACCAGUGGGUAGAUAGUCAACAUCCCGAUCCGGAGUUCAAACAGAUGCGAGUCUUGCAGGAUGCUCUCAAGCAUGCAAUGUCGAGCGUGGAGAUAUCUCUUGAUGUGGUAACAGCAACUGUGAUGCCAAGCGCCAAGAGUCUUCCCACUUCCAAACUUUGCUCCCAACCCUUGUUUCUGUGGUAUGACUACUUCUCAUGUCCUCAGCUGGAGAAUCAAGCAGGAGGAGAAAGCCGCCCGUGUUUGUCCAAAGCCAUUGAUUCCAUCCCGGCCUACAUCACCAAAUGUUCCUUCUUUUUUGCGCUCUGCCCCGUCUUGGAAAAUCCCAGUGGGAGCCGCUUGCUGACCCCUGCGACCUGGGCAGAACGUGGAUGGUGUCGAGUGGAACGGGCGGUCCAUGAACUUGGCCCCUGUGAGUCGUGGAUCUUGAUCCGAAGCUCCAUCGAGCUGGAGCUGGUCGUCAUCCCGGCUGUAAGCCCUGUGGGCUGCUUGGGAGGUCGUCCCCCUGCUGAGGGUCAGUUCAGUGUGGCUUCAGACCGAAGAAAACUGCAGCCACUGCUGGAAGAGGCCUUGAAGCGAAAGCUGCUGUUGCUCUUGAAGGCGCAGGAUUUCGUCAACUACCGCCUUUUGCUGAACCUGCAGGGGAUCCAUUUGCGUGGCUUUCCUUUUCCAAGGCACUUGGAACCAAUCCCAGGAUUUCAGGCAGAGGACCAUGCGAAUGUCCCAGACCGCAGUGCUUCAGUGCUGGUGGCCCAGUUUUUAUAUCAGAAUGGUUUCAGCAGCGUCAAUGAGACAGACCAGGCAGGCUGGUCACCCUUACACUAUGGGGCAUUGCGUGGGGACGUCUCCUUAAUCCAAGGCUUGCUGAUGAAGAGGGCUGAUCCGAACCGCCUCACCAAGCAAGACCAGCCCAGCGUGGGGCUGCCACCCUUCAGCUCCGCAUUGACCAUCUCGGUGUGCUUCAAACACAACGCGGCGGCUCGUGUGCUGAUCUCAGCCAAAGCCCAGAUCGAGGGCGGCUUGCUUAAGCCGAUGGAGUUUGCUGCUGCGGGCGAUAACCCGGAAGGCGUGCAGCUCCUGCACGAGGCCGGCGGCCAGUUGCACGUGCGGAGUGUGAUGGGCUUCACCGCGCUGGAGAUCGCCAGCUGCCGCGGGGCAGCGUCGGCCAUGCUGGAGAUCGUUCGACUGGCGAAGGCCGAACAGCUGGACUUCUCAGGUGCUUUGUGGUGCGCUUUGGCUUUGAAGGCUGAGGGAGGCACGGCCAGCAUUGUCGGGUGGCUGCUGGAGCACCGGGCCGAUGUGAACCAAUCACGGAAUCCUUGGCAUUCCUCGCUCUAUGGUGCCUUGGCGUGCACCAAAGCUCUUCAGCAUCGCUUUGGCCAACAGAGCAAGGCCACCCGGCAGUUUUAUCACAUGUGGGGCGCCACGCCUUUAGUGAUGGCCAUGCUGGAGUCGCAGUAUGAAGGUGCUGCGACCCUCAUUGCGGCAGGGGCCAAAUUGGAGCUUUGCAAUUCUCGGGGCUGGUCAGCGGCGGACUUCAUUCGGGAGCAGUCGGUUCCAGACUUUUUGCUGCAGGCGCUGGCCGGGAACCUCGAGGAAUGCAAGAGAGUCUCUACAGUGGCUCAAAGUCGGGGCUAUGCUGAGAAGUUUUGUUGAUGGGAAGGUAGCUCGCUGGUCUCCUUAAGAAAGGUGAGAAAACGAUUCCUUCACAUCAUGCCUCGAAUUCGUUCAACGUUGGAAAGUCUGGUUGCGGGUCUCACCAAGAAGGUGUAUGCAUCCAGGCCCUGUUUUGUUUGUUCCAGAGAACCAGGCAAAGCCUCUUGGGCUUUGUCAAGGGUUCACUUGUUUCGCGAGC